This is a messenger RNA of Telopea speciosissima, 1832 nucleotides long. Its product is annotated as glucan endo-1,3-beta-glucosidase 2-like. The transcript has 4 exons. NCBI's taxonomy places the organism in Eukaryota, Viridiplantae, Streptophyta, Magnoliopsida, Proteales, Proteaceae. The record is from RefSeq and is a predicted model, not a curated record. Gene Ontology annotation, biological process: carbohydrate metabolic process. The coding region runs from base 112 to 1602 and encodes 496 amino acids. Gene Ontology annotation, molecular function: hydrolase activity, hydrolyzing O-glycosyl compounds. Gene Ontology annotation, cellular component: plasma membrane.
CUCUCUCUCUCUCUCGAUUGUUCUUCCUUUUCGUGUUUUCCCCUCUCAACUUGUCAGUGUAGACGUGUAGUGUAGGUGUGGAAGAUUUCGAUUUUACAUUGAAGAAUCUCUAUGGCCCUGCUGCUUCUGUUGCUCUUGGCAGUCUCCGUUGUCACAGCUGACCAAGAUGCAUUUAUUGGUGUAAACAUUGGUAAAGACCUCUCCGACAUGCCUAACCCAACUCAGGUGGUUGCCCUUUUGAAGGCCCAGCAAAUUAGACAUAUUCGGCUCAAUGAUGCUGACCGUGCCAUGCUUAUUGCACUUGCUAACACUGGCAUUCAUGUGACAAUCUCUGUUCCAAACAAUGAGCUCCUUGGGGUGGGUCAGUCCAAUGCUACUGCUGCCAAUUGGGUGGCCCGGAAUGUUGUGGCACAUGUACCUGCCACCAACAUCACGGCCAUUGCAGUUGGGUCUGAGGUCCUUACAACCAUUCCGAAUGCUGCACCUAUCCUUGUAAAUGCCCUCAAGUUUAUCCACUCUGCUCUUGUUGCAUCCAACCUUGAUAAUCAGAUCAAGGUGUCAACACCAUUCUCAUCCUCCAUCAUUCUUGACUCCUUCCCACCAUCACAGGCCUUCUUCAACCGCUCCUUGGACCCAGUCAUGGUCCCGUUGCUCAAGUUAUUGCAAUCCACAGGAUCAUACCUCAUGCUCAAUGUCUAUCCUUACUAUGAUUACAUGCAAUCGAACGGAGUAAUACAAUUGGAUUAUGCACUCUUCCGCCUUCUUCCUCCUAACAAAGAAGCUGUGGAUGCAAACACACUCCUUCACUACACAAAUGUCUUCGAUGCUGUGGUUGAUGCAGCUUACUUUGCCAUGGCAUUCCUUAACUUUACUAAUAUCCCCAUUGUUGUCACCGAGUCAGGCUGGCCUUCCAAGGGUGAUGAGAAUGAGCCAGAUGCUACUAUUGAUAAUGCCAACACAUAUAAUAGCAACCUAAUCCGGCAUGUGCUGAACAAUACUGGGACACCCAAGCACCCUGGAAUUGCAAUUAGCACCUACAUCUACGAGCUGUACAACGAGGACAUGAAAGCUGGGUCCCUUUCAGAGAAGAAUUGGGGGCUCUUUGAUGCCAAUGGUGUUCCUGUUUAUAUCCUGCACCUGUCAGAUUCUGGAAUGAUGCUAGCUAAUGAUACCACAAACCAGACAUAUUGCACAGCAAGAGAUGGUGCUGAUCCAAAGAUGCUUCAAGCUGCAUUGGACUGGGCAUGUGGGCCUGGAAAGGUGGAUUGCUCAGCUUUGUUGCAAGGACAGCCGUGCUACGAACCAGACAAUGUGGCUGCUCAUGCAAGCUAUGCUUUUGAUGCAUAUUAUCAUCAGAAGGGAAUGGAUUCUGGGACAUGUUACUUCAAUGGCGUGGCCGCGAUAACAACUACAAACCCAAGUCAUGGUUCCUGCAUAUUUCCUGGGAGUGUUGGCAGGAAUGGCACGUUCUUAAAUGGCACAUUACUUGCACCUUCAUCGAAUUCCACAGCCUCGAGCUCUACUUCACUAAAUUUCCAUAGUGGUGGUGUUAGAAGUGCUCUGAUCAUUGGAAUUGUACUUUGGAGUGCAGUUUUCUUGUGAUCAGGUGGUAUGAUACUUGAGUUGGAAUCCUUAAGAAUUUCUGGUAUGGACCGAGAUGAAUUUUAUCCCAUCAGUCAGCAAUCCCUGCAACAUACCCAAUUUUGUUUCUCCAAUAAAGGAGAGAAGGGAGCAGCAAGGUUGUCUAAAUUCUAUGACAGGCUACCAGUUUAUUUGAUUUUGUACAGACAGACCAAGUGAAUUAUUUGGGAUUAUUGGUGUAUCUGCUCAUU